UGUCAUUGUGAUCUGUGUACUGCAUCUAGAUUUGACUGUGGUAACAGAGUCCUGACCGGUAAUCAUUCAAUUAAAGAAGGGAGAUUAUCUUCACAGGAAACCUUGGGACAAACUUAUCUUACAGAGGCUGGACCAUAAAAUAUCUUAUAUGAAGAAUGCUGAGCUGUACUGUGGCAUAAACGGUCAGAGAAGAAGAAAUAUAACGACCAAUCAAACGAGAACAACAAUCAGAGCCAACUCCUGUCAGGUAUGAAGAUGUCCUACAAAGUCAGCUACUCUCCUCCCCUGCGUGCACGCACACCACCGCCUCAGCCGUGCCAUAAAGUGUGUGACGUAGCCUUCAGCCCCAGCAUGAAAGGGCAAACUCUGCUCAGUCAGGCAGACUGUGCAGUGCUGUGCGGGUCACAUCCACCUGGUGACGGCGUCUCGGCUCUGAAAGCUCACCUGUGGCCGGACGGUGCGGAGAAAUACUCUGGGAUGGCGAGGCUGCUGAGGAAAUGUCAGAUCACAAACCAACUGGUCAGAGAGUGCAUGGCUGAAUGCCUCGGAGUGUAUGUCCUGAUUCUGUUUGGAUGCGGCUCCGUUGCCCAGGUGACCACAACUGAAGAUAAGAAAGGGCAGUACCUGUCAAUCAAUCUGGGUUUUGCUCUGGGAGUAACAUUUGGGAUCUUUGUGUCUCGUGGAGUCUCAGGUGCCCAUCUGAACCCUGCUGUAUCUCUGAGCUUGUGCGCUUUGGGCAGACAUCCCUGGAUGAAGCUGCCUUUCUACGUCUUCUUCCAAGUGCUCGGAGCCUUUCUGGCUGCAGCCACCGUUGGCCUGCAGUACUACGAUGCCAUCCAGGCCUACAGCAGAGGUGAGCUGACAACAACGGGUCCCACUGCCACAGCAGGCAUAUUUGCCACCUACCCAGCUGACUACCUCAGUGUGUGGGGAGGAGUCGUGGACCAGGUGAUUGGCACGGCUGCACUGCUGCUGUGUGUCCUGGCUCUUGGAGACCGGGGGAACAGCUCCGUCCCUGAUGGUCUUCAGCCCGUACUGGUGGGAGCAGCAGUGCUGGUUAUUGGCAUCUCGAUGGGCUCCAACAGCGGCUACGCCCUCAACCCCGCCAGGGAUUUUGGACCUCGACUGUUCACGUACAUCGCUGGCUGGGGAGUGGAUGUUUUCAAGGCUGGAGGUGGUUGGUGGUGGGUGCCCAUAGUGGCUCCCUGUGUUGGGGCACUGCUGGGAACUCUGAUCUACGAGCUGAUGAUUGAAGUCCACCAUCCUCUCAGUCCAUCGGAGUUACAGACCUCAUGUCAGGAGCCCACUGAGGGCAAGACGGGGCUGGAGCUGGAGGGGCUGGAGCGAGACUGUGAAAAACCCACUUAGUGGUAAAUGAAGCUGUGUCAAAGAAGUACAACUGUCACAUAUACAGUAAAUGCUACUUUUGGUGUGAUACCCA
Molecule: messenger RNA, 1441 nt
Organism: Anarrhichthys ocellatus (wolf-eel)
Lineage: Eukaryota; Metazoa; Chordata; Actinopteri; Perciformes; Anarhichadidae
Gene: aqp10b
Product: aquaporin 10b
Exons: 9
Coding region: 250-1368 (372 amino acids)
Biological process (GO): water transport; glycerol transmembrane transport
Cellular component (GO): plasma membrane; basolateral plasma membrane
Molecular function (GO): glycerol channel activity; water channel activity; urea transmembrane transporter activity
Source: RefSeq, a predicted model, not a curated record